UCUGUGUACCCAUCCGGGGCUUGCUGUUCUUUCGUGUUCCCUUUUCCAAACCAAACAACCUCCCUCAAAGCAUUUUCAUUGGUGUCCCGCAGACGUCACUGUAGUAGAUCUUCACCGUGAGAAGCACGAUCCCCUCCACGUUAAACAGGAAGAGGAGUCCAAGAUGCCGUACAUCAAACAGGAGGCAGAGCCAGAUACCCCAGACAUUAAAGAAGAAGAACAGCAAGUUGAAAUCCGCAAGUUUCCAAUGGGUGUCACCGUGAAGAGUGAAGACGACGAAGGACCAAGCGAAGAGAGCGGAGCAGCGAACCCUUCGAGUGACAGCUCAUUUCAGCACGUGACAACAAAAGGAGAGGGACAAUCGCAACCGGACGACCUCUUAGCUCCGCUUUCGGACAGCGACGACAUAACGUCACACUCCUCUGACUGUAAUACUGAUGAGGAGGAUUAUGACUUUGACCAAAAUGCUUCAAAAUCUUUAAACAAGUCAUCAGUGAAAAGAGACACAAAAGAAUGCGCGGUAGAGAAACCUUUUCGCUGCUCACUCUGUGAUAAAACACUUUUGUCGAAACGUACCUUAAAAGCACACGUGCAUACACACACUGGAGAAAAGCCUUUUGCCUGCACACUUUGCGAUAAAAGAUUUCCUCUGAAUUCUUAUUUAAAUAGACAUAAACUGAUACACACUGGAGAAAAGCCUUUUGCCUGCACAUCUUGUGGUAAACGAUUCAAUUGUAAGGGAAAUUUAAACAAACACACACGCUUACACACUGGAGAGAAGCCUUUCACUUGCACAAUUUGCGAUAAAGGAUUUCAUCGGAAGGCUGAUUUAGAAAUACAUAAGCGGACACACACUGGCGAAAAGCCUUUUGCCUGCUCACUUUGUGAUAAAAGAUUCAUCGAGAAGACAAGUUUAAACAAACACACAAGAAAGCACGCUCGAGAGAAGCCUUAUGCCUGCACAUUUUGUGAUAAAAAAUUCUUCACGGAGGCAAAUUUAAACAUUCAUACAAGAAUACACACUGGAGAAAAGCCUUUUGUCUGCACAUGUGGUAAACGAUACAUCAGUAAGGGAGGCUUAAAAAGACACAGACAUACACACACUGGAGAAAGGCCUUUUGCCUGCACAAUAUGCGAUAAAAGUUUUCAUUAUAAGAGUAAUUUAGAAAAUCAUAAUCGUGCACACACUGGAGAAAAGCCUUUUUCCUGCACACUUUGUGGUAAAAGUUUCACCGAGAAGAAAGGUUUAAACAGACACGCAAGAGCACAUAGUGGGGAGAAGCCUUUUGCCUGAGCAACCGAUAGUUUUAUUCUUUCAUUUGUUUCGUCGCCGCUGUUGAGCUCGCUGUGGAUAGUCUUCUGUUGGGGUCGGGCAAUAAUGUCACGUUUCCGGGUUUGGGAAUGCAGUAUUGACAAAGAACUAAAAAAAACAACAACAAAUUAAAAUGCGGAUCAUUCUUGCAGUUCCGUGUCUGAAAUGACAUGGUUGUUUCGAUUAACUUAUCCAAAGUUUAUAUUCGUAAAUGUCACGUCAAGGCGGCAUGGGCUCGGAGGACCAGGCACGUGCAUAGAGGGGGGCGGAGGGUGCUUGAGCACUAGAGAGGUUCCAAACAAUUGACUAUUAAAUCUUCUCUGCCCGUCUGCGUGGCUGUCGCGCGUCCGGUGGGGCUCACGUGCUGCUGGAUGUGGUAGGGCAUGCUCGGGUUGGGGGUCCUGGCGCCGGGAUUGGCGAUGGGGCAGCAUAGGGUUGGUUGCCAACGGGCUCACACUCAUAAGAGAUUCACACGAUUACUGGGUUCUAGAUCACAGAACUGAUUUGUGUACACUCUACCCCUUUCAAUCACUUAGCUUAUAGACACCCCCACCCCCGUCCCCCUCUUUCACUGGCCAAUAGGUGUAAACCGGAAAUACAUCUCGCUGACGAUGGCACCGGCAUAUUAGUAAUUAGUCUAGAUGUUCAAUGUAUUUCUUGUUGUUGUUUGUGUAUGUGUUUUUCUUUCUUCUCUUGUUUUUCUUUUCUUCUGUUCCCCCAUAAUCCCUAUUUGUUCGCUGCUUUGUCAUAAUAUAAAGGUAUUUUGAAUGAUCACAAUGGGAGUAUGUCAGACUCUCAUUGUGAAACAUUAAAACUGUUCAGACCAGAGGUUGCGCUAGACUUUUUCGUUGUCUGUCAUUUUGACUGAAAGUGUCAUACAAAAUCCGGUCAUAAUCUAUUUUUACCCGUCACAUUUUAAAAAUGAUAAUAAUGACAUAUUUAAUAGUAUUUAGUUUUCAUUCAUUUUUAAUUAAUAUUCUGUCCAGACAAGCUUGACAAGAGGCAAACACAGCGUAGUGCACCAAUCAGCGACGGGCAGACGUGCCGUUAGCAAAGCGACGAGGGCAGGACGAGGGACUUGCGCGCGGAAGUAAACACGAGGAGAACGGAGUUUAUUCAACAUGGCUAGCGCGUGACAGACUGUUGUCAAUGACUCGUGUCGAUGUGUUUUAGCUCAUUUAAAACUGAAUUUACCGCGGAUUGGAACAUAUUCUCGGCUUUCCCGUUCGCCAUCCGUGUUGUUGUAGAGACGACUUUCGGCGCGCAAGAGUGACAUUGCUCGUUAAGAACACGUCACGCAAAUAAACAAAUCUGAUUUGUCGAUUGAUUUUGUACCUACUCGAGAGGCUGUGUCCCAGACUUUUCUCUCAGUGUUUGAAAAAUACAGGGAGAACAGUCUGGCCGUGCCAGGCAAACACUCAGUUGCCUUGACAUUUUUCCGAGUAAGGCCAAUGACGUCAUGCAUCGAGAGACAAUAGCUAAUUAAUAUGCUCACUCGCCACCCUGU
Corythoichthys intestinalis (scribbled pipefish) is the source of this 2819-nucleotide messenger RNA. RefSeq names its product gastrula zinc finger protein xLCGF3.1-like. Gene Ontology annotation, biological process: regulation of transcription by RNA polymerase II. Gene Ontology annotation, cellular component: nucleoplasm. The transcript has 2 exons. Lineage: Eukaryota; Metazoa; Chordata; Actinopteri; Syngnathiformes; Syngnathidae. Gene Ontology annotation, molecular function: RNA polymerase II cis-regulatory region sequence-specific DNA binding; DNA-binding transcription repressor activity, RNA polymerase II-specific. The record is from RefSeq and is a predicted model, not a curated record. Bases 164 to 1294 code for a protein of 376 amino acids.